CCGAUGAAACCUCGAGUCCCCAUCCGUCCGUCCAAUAUUACAAUUCAAUUUCAAAUACCAGAGAGGGAGGAAAGAAAGCUUUCUUCUCCCUUCCUUUCAAUUUCGCAGCAAAAAAAAUCCUCUCUUUCUCCUCUCUCUCUCUUCUUCUCUCUCCUUCCGUACGGAUCGAAGCCGGAUUCCGUAUUCCCGGCGAAUAUUUCCGGCCGACAUUCGUUAGAUUCCGGCAAUACUCUCCUUCCAGGGGACGAUUCCAUCCCCCUCUCUCAAUCUCCCUCUCCUCCUUCGAUCUCCGAUCCGACGGUUCAAAAUCUCUCAGGAGUUUCGACGCGUAUGAUGCGUUCCCGCGCCGAGGAUUUCUUUUCCGGCGGAAGGCGAAAUCUCGCAGUCGGAAAUUCGUUUUCUUUAGCUAUUUGAUUUUUUAUUUUUUCUCGAUUGCCGAAUUCGGGAAGUGAUGGAGAAAGGCGUACAAUCAGCCGCGCCAGCAUCGGUGCCGGCAUCAGUGCCGUCGGUGCCAGUGUCUGCAUCUGAUUUCCAGCCGAAGAAGCUCGCCAGGCAGCUGGAUUUCACGGCGUUCUGUGGUGGUGCGGCUGCUGCUGCUGUCGUUUCGGAGCCAUUGCCUCCGCAGCCAGCUCUCCGUCCUUUGUUGCCGGCUGCCGUUGUAAAGCCUGAACUCCCAAGGCCACAACCGCAGCCUAGCUUCGAAGGAAAAGAUGGUACUCCAAAGAAACAAAAACAAUGCAAUUGCAAACACUCGAAAUGCUUGAAGUUGUACUGUGAGUGCUUUGCAUCCGGAGUUUACUGUGAUGGAUGCAAUUGUGUAAACUGUUACAAUAAUCCUGACAAUGACGCUGCAAGGCAAGAGGCUAUUGAACUUACUCUAGAGCGCAAUCCGAAUGCUUUCCGACCGAAGAUCGCUAGCAGCCCACAUGUAACUCGGGAUAGGAGGGAGGAGGCAGGAGAACUCCCGCUGGUGGGAAAACACAACAAGGGAUGUCACUGCAAGAAGUCAGGGUGUCUCAAGAAGUACUGUGAGUGUUUCCAAGCCAACAUUCUUUGCUCUGAAAAUUGUAAAUGCAUAGACUGCAAGAACUUCGAGGGUAGCGAUGAGAGGCGGGCUCUCUUCCACGGUGACCAUGGCAGUGCUCUGAGCUACAUGCAGCAGGCUGCUAAUGCUGCUAUUACUGGGGCUAUUGGAUCUUCUGGCUAUGCUUCUCCUCCAGCAACUAAAAAGCGAAAAAACCAGGAAAUUUUUUUUGGCACAACAGUCAAGGAUACACCCAUUCACAGGCUUACCCAGUUCUCUCAGAUAAAUCAUCUGAAGGCCACUGCACCUUCCUGUUCCUUGUCUCCUAUUCCUUUAGCUCGUGCCGUAAAUCCUGCAGCAUCAGGAUCUUCGAAAAUCACAUACAGGUCUCUUUUAGCAGACAUCGUCCAACCAGAUGAUGUGAAGGAGCUCUGCAGACUUUUGGUAGUUGUAUCAGGAGAAGCUGCCAAGACAUUAGCAGAAAACAAGGGUCCAGUGGAGAAACAAGAUGAUAGAGAAGAUAAGACUGAAAGCUCUCUCGCGUCUUUGACACAAGAUUGUGAUGAUCACCCUAAAGAGCCAGAUAUUCGGAAAGUGCCAACCGAUGACCGUUUCAGUGUGAAUCAGACAGACAAGGCAGGUGCAGAUUCAUCUGGUUCGGAUAGCGCCGAUGCACAGAAAGGAAGGCCAAUGUCGCCUGGAACCCUUGCACUCAUGUGCGAUGAACAAGACACGUUCACAGUAUCAGCGUCACCUUCAGGAGCUGUAGGCCAUGGGCGCAGCAUGCCUCUCCAGAAUCCCUAUGGGCAGGGAAUGACGGAGAUCUAUGCUGAGCAGGAAAGGUGUAUCUUGACAGAGUUCCGGGAGUGCCUUCGAAAGCUCAUCACCUGUGGAAGAAUAAAAGAAGCAAAGUUUUCUUCAUUGGCUGCAAAACCCGAAAUUGCAAGUCAUUCAGGACCUGUCAGUACAAGUCAUUCAGGACCCGUCGGUAAUGGCAUUGCAAGGCUCACAGCUCCAGUUACUCCAGAGAUAUCUCCAGCAGUAACUGUCAUGGCUGCUGCAUCUAACAGUUGUCUGCCUCCAAGGAUCGGACGGCCUGCUGAAAAUGGAGAGUUGAAACCGAAGAUUGAGAAUGUGGAGAUGUAGAAUGAAGAGGGAAUAGGUUGAAAGCAUGUUGUUCUCCCGCUAAUGCUUGGCUACAGUUUGAUCUUGCAGCCAUUGCUGCUGUCAGUUAGCGAUUUGCUGUUCGAAAUCCGAUCGUGGUCAAAGAAUUGAUCAUGAUCGGACCCAUUUUUUUCUGAUCAUUAAUGUAUUUUUAUAUAAAUAGUUCUUCUCACAGCCUCCUAUGUUAAAGAGUGGUGCAUGAUCGUGCUUGUAGCCUUUCUGAUUGUGAGGAUAUGGUGCAUGACUGAAAGAAACAGCAAUUUUUCUUCGAUCCA
Magnolia sinica is the source of this 2463-nucleotide messenger RNA. RefSeq names its product protein tesmin/TSO1-like CXC 5. Bases 452 to 2170 code for a protein of 572 amino acids. The record is from RefSeq and is a predicted model, not a curated record. NCBI's taxonomy places the organism in Eukaryota, Viridiplantae, Streptophyta, Magnoliopsida, Magnoliales, Magnoliaceae. Gene Ontology annotation, cellular component: nucleus. Gene Ontology annotation, biological process: regulation of DNA-templated transcription. The transcript is spliced from 8 exons.